Molecule: messenger RNA, 1126 nt
Organism: Melanotaenia boesemani (Boeseman's rainbowfish)
Lineage: Eukaryota; Metazoa; Chordata; Actinopteri; Atheriniformes; Melanotaeniidae
Product: transmembrane protein 235
Exons: 5
Coding region: 31-786 (251 amino acids)
Cellular component (GO): apical plasma membrane
Source: RefSeq, a predicted model, not a curated record
AUUUCCGCCAAGGUUCCCGUGAAAGAUUUUAUGCUGAAAUCCACAGCCGGAAGUGUAGUAUUUUUGUACCAUACAUUGAUGAUAUGGAUAAAUCCAGGAGCGCCACAGAAACCCAACAGACGCGCAGUUGCUAUACUGCCGGUAUCAAGACGAUGGAGAACCAACACUUUAUCGGAAAUGGUCCCGGAGAGCUUUUACGCAUCGCAAAUCGUGGAGCGUCUCUACAGAUUACAGUGUUUGAGAACAUUUAGAGGGUUCCAGCUCUGUGGACUGUGGGUUACAAUGAAGUACGGACCGGUGGUUCUUACGGCUGGGUUUACUGGGUUGCUCAGCUUCAGCCUCCUGGCUGUGGCAAUAGGGACUGAAUACUGGUACAUUAUCGAUGUAAAUAAACAAAACUACACCGGUUCGGAUGACCUGAGUUCACAUUCUGGAUUGUGGAGAAUUUAUGAAGGAGCAAAUCGGAUUUCAGUCAUCCCCUCGUUCACAGCAAAUAUGUCCAGUCUGUCAGUGGGAGAAAGGCAUCUACUUAGUUUGCACAGAGUGGUGGUCAUCAUGCUUCCCAUUAGCCUGGUUCUGCUGGUGUUGGGCUGGAUCUUUGGAAUCGUUAGUUCUUUGGCCGGCAGUCCCAAGCUGCUAGCUGCAACAGCAUCCUACUUUCUCCUCUGCACAUCUCUGCUGACUUGCCCAGCUCCCCACCCAUGUCAUGCAGAGGUGACAGCAAUUUCAUGCUUUGCAUCAAAUGUUCUGCACAUAUCUCAAUAUCAAAAGAUCUGUAACCACUGAGCCCCGCGCUGUCAAAAUGGAUGGAUAAUGGAUUGUAUUGUUUGUCUCUGCUUUUAUCCAUCUUAUUUAAUGCAUUAGUAUCUUUUUAUUUGAUAUUGUAGUAUCAGAGAUUUGGGUUUUGUGCAUUAGGUUGUAAUACAGCUCUUAUAACUCACAUCCUGCCCUCUUAUACUGAUGAAUCCAUGUUUUCAGAUUUUAGACAGGCUUCUGUGUAUAUGAGACUUAGCAGAGCUGUUUUUUCCCAUAUUGACAUUAUGAGUCAAUUCUUUGACUAUGUAACUCAAGGUUGUUUCACAAAGAUGUCUUUAAGUUGUUAAAUGAUUGGUAUUUUAAAUGGUGU